AAAAAGUGUAAAAGGUCAGCAGACAAAACAAAAAAUAAAAUACAUAUUUAUGUACAUAGGAGACUCCAUUGAUGUCUAGAGUUAUUGGAUGUACGAUUAAAGGCAUAAUUUUCUUCACUCAAGGAUUUGUGCGAAAAAAGCAGGUUUUUAUUAUUAGCACACUCUUUUUCAACUUGAAGUCAUCGUAACCAUCUAAGUCAUCAUCUACAAAUAUUAUUAGGAACACAACAAACGUGGAAAAUUAAAAUAAACAAAAAUCAACAAGAACAAAAAAGCCGUUUAAAAAAAAGAAAAACGUGCCACCUAAAUAACAACCCAUACCCCGGUUCGUUUAUAUUGAAAUGUUGCCAUUUACUCCACAAAUUGUCAAAAGAUUAUUAGCAUUAAAGAAAGGCAACGAAGAUUCAGUGGAAGGCAAGUGGUCAGAAAAAGCUGUCAAAAAUCUUGUCAAAAAAUUAAAAAAAUCAAAUGCUCUAGAAGAACUCGAAAAAGCCAUUUCAACACAAAACUGCAAUACCAAGUGUGUUACUAUACCUCGGAGUAAGCCAACAACAGGCUCAGAAAAUCUUCGCAAAGGACUGCCACACGUGAUUUAUUGCCGUCUCUGGCGUUGGCCCGACUUACAGUCACAGAAUGAACUAAAAGCACUCGAUCAUUGUGAAUUUGCUUAUCAAUAUAAAAAAGACGAGAUCUGCAUUAAUCCGUAUCAUUAUAAAAAAGUCGAACUAUCAAUUUUAGUACCAAAAUCGCUGCCAACACCACCUGACUCAAUAGCAGAUUAUCCAUUGGACAACCAUAGCAAUCAAAUACCCAACAACACAGACUACAAUGCAAUAAGAAGCAACUCACUGACCCCGCCGUAUAUGGAAGCAACCGCAUUGGGUCAGCAAAUGCCGUGUAACGCAACCAUAAUGGAUUCGAGCGGUGGCACUCUCUCCGUUGGUAGCAGUAUACCAAAUACCGGAACUCCACCACCAGGCUACAUGUCCGAAGACGGUGAUCCAAUGGAUCAAAACGAUAAUAUGAAUAUGUCACGUCUUACUCCACCAGUAGAUGCUGCGCCCGUUAUGUAUCACGAGCCAGCUUUCUGGUGUUCUAUAAGUUACUAUGAGCUCAAUACACGCGUAGGUGAGACCUUCCAUGCGUCCCAGCCAUCGAUCACAGUUGACGGCUUUACCGACCCAUCAAAUUCGGAGCGCUUCUGUUUAGGUCUCUUGUCAAAUGUCAAUCGCAACGAAGUGGUAGAACAGACGCGACGGCAUAUUGGCAAAGGGGUACGGUUGUACUACAUAGGUGGUGAGGUAUUUGCCGAAUGUCUUAGUGAUUCAAGUAUCUUCGUACAGAGUCCAAAUUGCAACCAACGCUAUGGAUGGCAUCCGGCAACAGUUUGCAAAAUACCACCAGGGUGUAAUUUAAAGAUUUUCAAUAAUCAAGAAUUUGCAGCGUUGCUCUCACAAUCGGUGUCGCAGGGAUUUGAAGCAGUUUAUCAGUUGACCCGCAUGUGUACCAUACGAAUGUCUUUUGUCAAAGGCUGGGGAGCCGAGUAUCGCCGUCAAACGGUCACCUCGACACCAUGUUGGAUUGAAUUGCAUUUGAAUGGUCCGCUACAGUGGCUGGAUCGUGUUCUAACGCAAAUGGGAUCACCUCGUUUGCCAUGCAGUUCAAUGUCAUAAAUACAUUGUUUUUUUUUUUUUUUUUAAUAAUAUAUACAUAAAUUAAAUACAAACAAACCCCCAAAAAAUAAAAGUAAAACAUUAAUUGAACGUAUAUCAUGUACACUCUGAAUAUUUUUCGUGAGCAAAUAAAAAAAAAUCAUGAAUCGAUGAUGACUCUAUAAGAAGUCUUUAAAUAUAAUUAAAGAUAUUCAUUAUGUUUUUUUUUCUUUCUAUUUUGAAUCAUCAUGUUUUUAUGUUGCCUUGAUUAAGUUUAAUUAUACUAUUUGUAAACAAAUUUUUAUUUUUAAUAAUUUUUUUAAAUAGAAUGCUAUGGAAAAAAUGCAUAUUAAAAUUUAAUUUAAUAAAAGUAAAUAGGUUUGUUUCAGUUUGCAGAGAUUAUAAAAUGUGUCAAGAGACUAUAGCUUGUUGUAACUUUUUGUAUCUGUAAUGUUAAAUCGUUUUGUUUUUUAAUAAGUAAUACUAUUUUUUGACUUGUUGAAUUAUUUCUAAAACGUUUUUUUUUUUUUAAUUAUUCAAUUAUUCCAGGUUUUGAAAGUAUGUAAUACACACAAAGAGCUUUUCUUAUAACGAGUAUCGAAAUUUUGUUACCAUGACUUUUAGAUAAUUUGACGAUAAGUAUUUUGAAUCGGAACGAAAUUCAUACAGAAAAAUAUGAAAGAUUCGUUUCGAUUCACAACACUUCAAGCCAACUUAUAAAUCGCGUACCUUUCGCUGUUUUUGUUUUUUUUUUUUUUUUUACAAAAUUUGUGGAUUUAUUUUAAAAGUGAUUUCCGUUUUUAGAGUCAAUACUGUCCGUCACUAACCUGAAAUAAUCAAAAGUGUUUUGGCCAAUACACCAAUAAAUCCAUUCUUUGAUUUUGUCAUAUGAGUGCAAAUGCUCAGUCAGGCCUUGUACCAUCCAACAAAACAAAUAGUAAUCGGAAGGAGCAAUUUCUAGAGAAUACGGCGGGUGGGAUAAAAUUUUCCAUUACAGGGUAGGUAUGUAUGUCUUGACGGGUUUUGAGGCAUGUAGUGUUUUCUGGUGGACAGCCGGAAAAGUGUAUUUUGGACAGUAAACUCGUAUAUUCUGUUUGUUUAAAAAUUGCUACAUUUGAAUGUGAACAUUUCAUAUUUUGUUUAGUUUAACAGACAAAUUGUUUUUGAAACUGCGAAGUGGAUUUCGUUUGAUUCGAACCUUGAAUUUUUUGAUUCCGAUGAUACACUCUGUGUCCUUCCACUUCUUUCGCGCCUGGCCGUGCCACCAGUUUCUAUUAUUAUAAGGUCAUUAAGCUUAAUUUUUGAACAACAUGAGACUUUUCUGUGAAAUGAAACGCAUUUGUUAAUCUAUUUGUAUUGCUGUUGAAAUUUCCCAAAAAAAGUAUUCGAUACAAUCAGUUUUUUUUUGGUUGAUAGUUUUUUAAUAACUAGUUGUUUUAAUAACUACUCAACAAAGAUAAGAUGCAGAUGCACUCACAAAGCUAACAAGAAACUUUGUCAAAAUUCAAUUAGCAGUCGGAUUUGUAAUUAACCUCUGCUUGUAUGGGCAGCUGCGUAUUUGAAUAUCUUACAUGUUAAUUCUUAUUGAAUUGCAGAUAGUUCUUUCUUGUUCUUAAAACUUGGUUACAUUAUUAUUUAAUUAAUUAAGUUGUUCUAUUUGCUUAUUAUUAUGCUUAAAGCAUACAAUUUAAUUAAUGGCUAAAUGAAUCCUCUAUAAUAUUAAUGUGUUAUUGUUUAACUUUUAUUUAUUUAUGUUUGCAUAUAUUAUAGUAAAGUUGUAACUCUGUUCAAUUAAAAAUUUACAAGCUACCGACUCUUGAAUACUGAAAGAUCAGAGUUGGAAACGUGAUCAGAGUGAUUUGUGAUUAUCACAAGUGAUAAAAUUUAUUGUUAUUUAUUUAAAAAAAAAACAAA
Molecule: messenger RNA, 3566 nt
Organism: Episyrphus balteatus (marmalade hoverfly)
Lineage: Eukaryota; Metazoa; Arthropoda; Insecta; Diptera; Syrphidae
Gene: Smox
Product: mothers against decapentaplegic homolog 3
Exons: 2
Coding region: 342-1673 (443 amino acids)
Biological process (GO): anatomical structure morphogenesis; SMAD protein signal transduction; cell differentiation
Cellular component (GO): heteromeric SMAD protein complex
Molecular function (GO): DNA-binding transcription factor activity, RNA polymerase II-specific; I-SMAD binding; RNA polymerase II cis-regulatory region sequence-specific DNA binding
Source: RefSeq, a predicted model, not a curated record